Brachypodium distachyon (stiff brome) is the source of this 1602-nucleotide messenger RNA. Its product is annotated as leucine-rich repeat extensin-like protein 6. The record is from RefSeq and is a predicted model, not a curated record. Bases 89 to 1246 code for a protein of 385 amino acids. Lineage: Eukaryota; Viridiplantae; Streptophyta; Magnoliopsida; Poales; Poaceae. Gene Ontology annotation, molecular function: protein binding. The transcript is spliced from 2 exons.
ACAAAUCCAGGACUAUACCAAAGAAGUACACACAUUCGAUCCAUCUGCCAAGAUCCUAACUAAGAGCAGUACUGUACCCCAAAAACCCAUGGCAAAAAUGUCACCCCUCUCGCAGCCAAGACCGUCUCUCCAACUCGUCCUGAUCCUGCUGUCCCUCGUCGUCCUUCCAUGCCUCCCCCAACCCCUCCCGUCCCCUUCGCCCUCCCCGGCGCCACCGUCGCUGCCGCUCUCGCCGUUCAACGAGCGUCUGGAAGCGGCGUACGUGGCGUUCCAGGCGUGGAAGCACGCCAUCGUGGAGGACCCCAAGAACCUGACGGUCGACUGGUGCGGCCCCUUCGUGUGCAACUACACGGGCGUCUUCUGCGCGCCGGCUCCCGACGACCCCUGCAUCCUGACCGUGGCCGGCGUGGACCUCAACCACGGCCGCCUGGCCGGCUCCCUGACCGACCACCUGGGCCUCCUGGCCGACGUGGCCGUGCUCCACCUCAACUCCAACCGCUUCCACGGCACGCUGCCGGCGUCCAUGCAGCACAUGCGGCUCCUCUACGAGCUGGACGUCAGCAACAACCUCCUGUCCGGCGCCUUCCCGUCCUUCCUCACCUCGCUCCCUUCCCUCAAGUACCUCGACCUACGGUUCAACGACUUCGACGGCCAGCUCCCAGACGCCGUCUUCGGCAGGGAGCUCAGCCUCGACGCGCUCUUCGCCAACGACAACCGCUUCAACGUGUCGCUGGUCUCCGGGAGCCUCACCAACUCCACGGCGUCCGUCAUCGUGCUCGCCAACACGAAGCUCGCUGGUUGCCUGCCGCCAAGCAUCGGCGACAUGGCCGACACGCUCGUGGAGCUCAUCCUGCUCAACACCAGCAUCAGCUCCUGCAUCCCGCCGGAGAUCGGCAAGCUCAAGAAGCUCAAGGUGCUGGACCUUAGCCGCAACGACCUCGCCGGGGAGCUGCCGGAGAGCAUCGGCGACAUGGAGAGCCUGGAGGUGAUCAACGUCGGGUAUAACUUGCUGUCGGGUCAGGUGCCGGAGAGCAUCUGCUUGCUGCCAAGGCUCAAGAACCUGACACUCGUGGGGAACUACUUCUGCGAGGAGCCCGUAUCCUGCCUCCACAUCCCACGGCGGGACGACCGGAUGAACUGCAUCCCCGACUGGCCGCACCAGCGCCCGCACGAGGAAUGUAUCGCCUUCGAGCAUCGCCCGCCCGUGCACUGCGCCGCCGACGGCUGCAUUCUGCCGACGUUGUGAAUUGAAAGCGGUAUACGCAGGGUCUAGGAGGAAUGGACGACGAUUGGUAGCCAUUGCAUCAUCGAAUAUUGGUUGCUAAAACACAAAGUUAAUUAGUUUCGAUUAUUGACUUGUGUCGUCGGUGCGUGUGCGUGUGUUUGGUGACUAAAAGUGUGAUAAGAAUGUUCCAAGAAGUGUCCUUUUUUAGGUUUGGCUUUAUUCUUUUUCAUAGUCUUUUCUCGCAGGAAACUUUUUCCGAGUCUUUUGUUAUCUGCACGCGGAUCGAGACGCAACAGCUAAUGUGCCAACAUAAUUUUCACAUGUAAUUGUGGCUAGAACAAAGAAUUCAAUAAGAGCUAGCGGUGCUACACUUCUUA